Plodia interpunctella (Indianmeal moth) is the source of this 4247-nucleotide messenger RNA. RefSeq names its product shaven (gene sv). NCBI's taxonomy places the organism in Eukaryota, Metazoa, Arthropoda, Insecta, Lepidoptera, Pyralidae. The transcript is spliced from 13 exons. Gene Ontology annotation, molecular function: DNA-binding transcription factor activity, RNA polymerase II-specific; RNA polymerase II cis-regulatory region sequence-specific DNA binding. Bases 505 to 1848 code for a protein of 447 amino acids. The record is from RefSeq and is a predicted model, not a curated record. Gene Ontology annotation, biological process: regulation of transcription by RNA polymerase II; anatomical structure development.
GCUUCGAAGGCAAGCGCAUGUGUUUCGCGCUGAAAAAUUGUGUGGUGUUGCCAGUGUAUGUGAACUUAGUUGUGGAAAAGAUUUUGUUAGUUUUUCUUUGGUUUGAAGUGCCUACCUUUAUUCAAUUAGAAAUAAUGACAUUUCUGAAUGAAACUGUGAUGAAGCGGUUCGGAGCCUGUGAACAAAAAGUCCCAGGUACAAAAAUGGUGUGUCUCCGUCAGAAAAUCCGGAAGAGAGUGCGGUGACAACAAACUGUGUGAUAACGAUGUGACAGUUACGUGACUAAAAAACGGACAAAACAACCAAAAAUACUCUAAAAAUUCUCCUAUAGCAUAAGCCGAAAACAAUACAGUGCCAAUAUAUUAGAGCAAAUUCAAAUAACGAUCAGUUCAACGAACUAACAAAACGCAACGACGAAAAAAAAGAUUUUUCUUUAAUAAACUGCCAGUGUUCGGAGUUCGAAAUCUGAAUGACGAUAAAAACGAUUAUUUAAGUGAUGUGCUAAUGAAAAUGGAUCUUCCUCCGUUAGUUGCCCAUGGAUACCAAACUCAUGCUCCACUUUUAGAAGUCGAAGGUCUGGACCCUCAUAGCCCUCAGCAGAAAGUCCUUAUUCACGCGCCAACAUUGCAAAGCCAGGAGCUGAUUGGCGAUCAUCGAAACGGAGAGUAUGAAUUUGCAGAUGAGCAGUACCACGCACACAGCAGCAACCAAAGCAGUGACGGUCACGGAGGAGUAAACCAACUGGGCGGUGUGUUUGUAAACGGGAGACCUUUACCUGACGUGGUCCGGCAGAGGAUAGUCGAGUUAGCUCACAGCGGAGUCAGGCCCUGUGACAUUAGCAGACAGCUGAGGGUGUCACACGGUUGCGUGUCUAAAAUAUUAUCUAGGUAUUACGAAACGGGUAGCUUCAAAGCCGGCGUCAUAGGGGGCUCCAAGCCGAAGGUGGCGACACCCCCUGUGGUGGACGCCAUUGCGGCAUACAAGCGCGAGAACCCGACGAUGUUCGCGUGGGAGAUCAGGGACAGGCUGCUCAGCGAGGGGAUCUGCAGCCAGGACAAUGUGCCUUCAGUUUCCAGUAUUAAUAGGAUCGUCCGUAACAAAGCGGCAGAGAAGGCGAAACACGCCCAUAAUCAACAACAGCAGCAACAACAAGAACAAGAAAUUAGUUCCGCACAAGGCAGCGUGGUCUCUGUGAUAACUCACGCCGGCAACGCGCCAGGCACAACGGGAGUACUGUCGCCGACCACAGAACAACAUGUCGCCAAUACUGGUAGUUACAGCAUCAAUGGUAUACUAGGGAUAGAACAGGUUGAUGGUCUUCACAAUGGUACAUCAGGGUUGAAGAGGAAACGACACGAAGACCAAGACGAAAACAGAGAUUUCAACAGUCAUUCAGAAGACGAUGUGAAGAGACAAAGGAGUCACUAUAAUGGUGACCAGAUAUAUUCAAAUCUUUGGUCAUCAUCAAAAUGGAGUCUAAAGGACGAAUACAAACUGCUAUCUGAGCUCGGCGGCGCGGCGGGCGGGGCGACGGGCUACUACGAAAACUUGUUCGAUGCCCCGUACGAGCAUGCAGCACAUCCACACUACACACCACAUUCUGCCACGAAUGACUCAACGGGUUCCAACGGGGGUGCGGGAGGGGAGCCCCCCUCAGCAGCGGCGAGUCCUGACGCGGCUGCCCUGGUGGUGCUACAACCACCGGCACCACCAUAUCCACCCUACGCUCAUUAUGAUGGCACAACAACACUAGCAAGUGAAUACGCGUAUGCAGCACCAUACUCUCAGUACUCGCCGUAUGGAGGGCCCUACACGCACUCCGCUGCCACGGGCUUAUUGUCCAAGUGAUAUCAACGGACGCCGUGCGAGCAAUAGCUGUCGGCGAGCCACAACGAACAAAUAAAUCAUAAGUGAUAAACACACAGACACUAAUACAUAAAACAAAACCUGGUGAGAAUCUUAGUUUAAAAAAUACAUAGAAAAUUUCUGACGUGUACAACUUAUGUUCAACUUUAUUUACGUCUGUCGGUCAGUAAGUUGCUUUCUCAUAUUGUAAAAAAAAUAUUCAUAAUAAUUUAAAUGUUACAACAUUCAUUUGUACUCAUUAUUGUUAAAAUCAAAUGAAUGAGAGAGCCAAUGUGUUGAUUUUCCAAUUUAUAAAUAUAUGUAAUGUACAUAAAUAAAUGUAAUUCUAAAUGAAAUUAAACGUAAUUCGUUUAAAUGUCAUUCGUAGAUUAAGAUUUUGUUUCUUUUACCUCAACGUAGUUACAAAAUAGCCUUUAAUUUUUAUACAUAUAAAAAAAAAUGUUUCUGAGACUUAAACAUAUACAUAUUAUUUAAGCUGUCAAUGCACAAUGUCCUAAAAAUUAUUUUACUUUCCUAUUUUAAUUUCGUUAUUAUAAGUUACAUAACUUAUUUUUUGUAUUGUUAAUUAGCUGUAUAUUUUGAUGGUGGGUUAUGCACGGAUUUGACCACAUGUAUGGUCAAAUGGUUGUACACGAAAAUAGUUUUGCAUUCAUCGUAUGACCACACCAUUGUUUAAUAGGGUUAUGAGUGAGAAUAUAUAGAAAAUUGAGACAAAUAUUGUAGAUGAGAAAAACAGAGCACGGCUUAUAUAAGAAGUCAUUAGAAUAGAACAAAUAUGGACAAAGGAGAAAUAAUCCUUUUAAUAAUGAAUAUCAAAUUAUACCAAUCAACCAAUUCGCUCUGGCCUCGUGGUCCGUCUUCCUUUGUCCUGCCGAUCGGAUAACAUGAACUUUUUUCCCUGUUGGUUCGAUUAAUCGGACUGGAAGGAAUUGUAAUUCCGCUAGUAUUCCCGGUCGUACUAAAUGAACUUAUUUUCCGUGUUGAUUCGAUUAACUUGGGUGUGUAUAUUAUUAACGAACUUUAAAACAGUAACAGUAAAUGCUCAAACCCCCAAAAAUCACAAUAUCAAACCCUUUAGAUUAUAUCAAUCAUUCAAUAUAAUUUUAUAUCUGUCAUAUAACUACAUAUUAAAGCGAUACAUUUUUUUUCAAUUUAAAAACAUUAUUUUGUUCCUCUUUUUUAUUUGACCACACUCAUGGUCAACUCCGUGUGGUCAAAUUAGUGAAUAACCUUGACGAUGUGCUUGAAAUCAACAAAGAUGCAGAACUCAACGGUUUUAUGUAUUUAGAUGAUGUGAAAUUACUCGAGAUUACUAUCAUUUUUUUUUACUUUUUUAAAAAGUAUUAGUUUCUAGUUUACGCAUACAGUAUUGAUAUAAAUAGACAUAUAUUUUACAUGUACUGUAUGAGAUAAAAUUAAUAUAUAAAUUUGAUAUGUUCAAAGCUGUUUUUCAAAAUGUUAUUUUCUUUUUUUAUAUUGAAAUGUCUUAUCGGUUCCGUCCAUUAUUUUUUAUUAUAUUAUUAUUGUGUAAUACAAUUUUUUUUUGUAAAUAUUGCCUGAAUGUAUCCUGUCGCGUUUUCACUAACCGGAAACAGUUUGAAAUUACAGAAUUUGGAAUUAUAUAAGUACACAAUAGAAGUGUCAUAGACUCUAGCUAUUAUGCCUACUGUUCUAAAACUCACUCGCGCCAACAAAAGUGAAUUUCCCAUAUUUGAUUUAACUUAAUUUUUACUAUAUAAUUUGUGUAAUAAGAGAUUAUUUAUUUAUCUUUUAAAAUACUGUCAAUUAUUAAAAAUAAAACAUAACAUAUUCCGCUAAUACUAGGACAUUUUUACAAUUACAAUUAUUCAUUUUAAAUAAAUUCUAUUUUCUUAUUCAUACCAUAUAUCUAUUUGAUAUAAACCAAACGGACACUUCUAUUGGCUUUUAUUCUAAAUUCUGUGUUUGAAACGUAAUUUUAAACAAUCUACAUACAGUUUAGAGACACGCCAAAGAUUGUGACGUCUUGUAAUUCAGUGUUUUAUAUAUAUAUAUAUUAGUAUGUUUUGUAAAGCAAUAAAUAUCUCGGCAAAUAUAUAUAUUAUGGUGGACCUCUGUAUGUAUGUGUUGAUGUCGAUAAAUUGUUUUAAUAAAUACGGGAAAUUGGUUUGGACGAUUCCUUUUGUAAAAGAUGUUUAUUGCGGUUCAGAGAGGGAAUGCAGAGAGCAUAAUGGGCACAUUUUCACUGAACACGAUUCAGGGUAACGCAUUUUUGAAUAAUCUGUUGUUUGUGACAUUUCUUUUUUGUUACUCAAACGAUUUUGGGGCAUACAUUUUAAUGUGUAAAUGUAAGUAAUAUUUCAUAAGAAAAGACUCAAGUAAGAUUUUUGACAAAUCUUUCU